GGAUUUAAUAGGCCAGAUUUGACCAUGUGAUAUCCUUGCUGUAACAAAUUCGGGUACUUGAGUUUAACUAACAAGGACAACUAUUUCCUUGUUGUGAAACGACGACACAGUUAUCAGUGUUUGGGAACCCUGGGAUUAUCACAAACGCAAAACAGAUUCAGCCCUGCGAGUCCCUAACAGGCGUUGGGAUUCAGUUUGAUUGUGGGUCGUUGAUCUCCAGAGACAGUCCUCUCCACCUCCAGACAUGUACCUGUACCUGCUGGGCCUGGUGGUGUGCUUCUACCUGUACCGCUGGGCCAGGGAGAUCCCUCGAGUCUCUGACAAGUCGGACAAGUACGUCUACAUCACAGGAUGUGACACGGGCUUCGGGAACCUCCUGGCCAGACACCUGGACAAGCUGGGCUUCAGUGUAAUCGCUGCCUGCUUCUCGGAGAAGGGUGAGGAGGAUUUGAGGAAGGCCUGCUCCGAGCGCUUGACCACUGCUCACCUGGACGUCACCAAGAACGACAGCAUCAGCAAGGUUGCAGCCUUCAUCCAAGACAAGGUUGGGGCGAGGGGAUUGUGGGCUGUGGUGAACAACGCGGGCGUGGCCGUGCCCUCCGCUCCCUGUGAUUGGCUGACCAUCGACGACUACAAGUCCAUGCUGGAGGUGAACCUGCACGGGGUCAUCGCCGUGACGCUGAGUGUGCUCCCGCUCAUUAAGAAAGCCCGGGGUCGCGUGGUGAACGUGGCGAGCGUGUUCGGCAGGAUUAGUCCGGUCGGAGGGCCGUAUACCGUCUCCAAGUACGGGGUGGAAGCCUUCAACGACAGCCUCAGGUUGAACAUGAAACCUUUUGGGGUGAAAGUCCUGUGUAUCGAGCCAGGCUUCUUCAAGACGACGGUGACGGACUCUGAGGUGCUGGGGCGCAGUGUCAAGAAACUGUGGGACAAACUUCCUCAGGAGCUCAAAGACGAAUAUGGACAUGAUUAUCUGGACAAGGUGGAGGUGGUGAUGAAGCAGAAACUGGCCCAGAUGUCCGACGGUGACCUGAUGAAGGUGGUCAGCUGUAUGGAGCACGCCGUGUCCUCUUGUCACCCUCGCAAGCGCUACUCUCCUGGCUGGGACGCCAAAUUCUUCUGGCUGCCCCUGUCCUACAUGCCCACUAUGGUGGCUGACUACCUGCUCCUCAAGGAAGCCAUCCUACCCGCAAAGGCCGUCGCAUAAAAGCCGGUUCACACUGGCCAAACAAGCCAACGGAUGUCGGGUUGUGUUGGUUUGGUGUGAUGUGUCUGUUGGUGUUGGUUGUUGGACAGCCGACAGUAGAAUGCUUUUGAAUGUUUGGUGUUUUUUGGACAUCGUUGGGUCAGUGUGAACGGGCCUUGACUCAGCACUUCACGCUGUGAGCAGGAAGAGGCUUGAAAGCUGCAACUGCUUGUUUUUAUCAAAACAUUUUAUUUUACACAACAUUGUAUGUCCUGCAGUGUAUAUUUUAGCCAGUGUCCUAGACAUUCCUGUAGUCAUUUGGAACUUGUUUUAGUAACAAAGACAGAAGACAACAUUGUAUCAUGGUAAAACCUUAUACUGGCAUGUAACUAGUCCAUAAAAUAAUACUCAAAGCCAAA
This is a messenger RNA of Hypomesus transpacificus, 1602 nucleotides long. Its product is annotated as retinol dehydrogenase 7-like. The coding region runs from base 245 to 1204 and encodes 319 amino acids. The transcript has 5 exons. Gene Ontology annotation, molecular function: oxidoreductase activity. The record is from RefSeq and is a predicted model, not a curated record. NCBI's taxonomy places the organism in Eukaryota, Metazoa, Chordata, Actinopteri, Osmeriformes, Osmeridae.